Messenger RNA from Malania oleifera, 3089 nucleotides. Its product is annotated as protein INVOLVED IN DE NOVO 2-like. The record is from RefSeq and is a predicted model, not a curated record. The transcript is spliced from 6 exons. NCBI's taxonomy places the organism in Eukaryota, Viridiplantae, Streptophyta, Magnoliopsida, Santalales, Ximeniaceae. Bases 530 to 2713 code for a protein of 727 amino acids. Gene Ontology annotation, biological process: gene silencing by siRNA-directed DNA methylation.
AACUUUUGCAUCCAUAGAUUGCCUAAAUGCCACCCGCGCGGCAGCGAGUACGCAAGACUUCGUAUAAGCGAGAGUGGUGAUGUUUUGAUUGAUUUGCAGAAACCAAAUGAGGAAGGCGAAGAUCGGGUCCUGUUCUGUUUGAGAAAGAAGCAGGGUGCAAUUGCGGGUUUUGGGUUGCAGAAAAUGUAUAGAGUUUCAUGGUUCCGGAGGACGGGAAGUCCAAUUUUCUUUCUCUUUCUCUCACUUUUUGUGUUUACGAACCCUAGAGUUGUUUUCUGUUUGGAUAAUUGAAGGAAGGUAUGCUUGCUUCUUAUCCGCGGAGAAGGAUCCUCGAGCAUUGAUUGUUUUCAAUUUCUUGGCGGCAAGAUUCUGAGAUUAGCGGAAGUUCUAUCUCUCUAUCUGGACAAACCCUAUAAUCGUUUGUGUUUGGUUGGAGAAUUGAUCGGAGGUCUGUUUGCUUAUCUGCGUAAGAGUUUUUGAUCGUCCGGCUGUCAGUCGUUAAUUUUUGAAUUUGAUAGGCUUGGUUGGGAUGCCUCCUGGCGUGGAAGAAGAUACGGAUAUCUCCAAGUCGGAGGUAGAGGAUUACAAGUAUGAAUAUUACGAAAGAUUGAAGAGGGGGAAAUAUAAGGUGAAGUUUACUAGCAGAGUAUUCCGAUGCCCAUUUUGCCCGGAUAGGAGAAUGGUUGAUUACACCUACAAAGAACUCAUGCGACAUGCUUUGAGCAGAGGCUCUCAGAGGAGAUGUUUGAAGGAGAAAGCCAAACACUUAGCCUUGGUGAGGUACAUGGAGAGAUAUCUCGACGCGAGGGAUGCACCUCCGCGGUCUGGGAAAUGGAAGGAAACCCCAAUUUUUGAGAAUGCGGCGGGUGAGCAAUUUCUUGGGGCAAAGGAUGCCCAGCCUUCUCUUGAGGCGAAAGAUGCUCAGCCUUAUCUUGAGGCGAAGGAUGCUCAGCCUUAUCUUGAGGCGAAGGAUGCCCCGCGGCCUGCCGAAAGGAACGAAAACCCAAUCGUUGAGAAUGCAGGGGAUGAGCAGUCUCUCGUGGCGAGGAAUGUGCCAAGGCCUGCCAAAAGGCAAGAAAACUCCGCUGUUCAGAAUGCGGUGGAUGACCGAUCUCUUGCCGCGGAGGAUGUGCUGCGGUCCGCCAAAAGGCCCGCCGUUGAGAAUGCCGGCGAGCUGUUCGUGUGGCCGUGGAUGGCUAUUGUUGCAAAUCUCCCGGUUGAAUUGAAAAAUGGGCUGUAUGUGGGGGAAAGUGCGUCGAAACACAGGGAUGAUCUGGCCAAACAAGGGUUUAACCCUGUGAAAGUUCAACCUCUGUGGACUCGCAGGGGUCAUUCGGGGUAUUCUAUAGUUGUUUUCAACAAAGGCUGGGAUGGGUUUACGAAUGCAAUGAUGUUUGAAAAGAGCUUUGAAGCAGAUCGCCGAGGCAGGAGGGACUAUAUGAGGAGGAGAGCAGAUGGUAAUAAAGUAUAUGGGUGGGUUGCUAGGGAGGAGGACUUUAAUUUGAAGGGUCUCAUUGGGGACCAUCUCCGUAAGAAUGGGGAUUUAAAGAGCGUCUCUGAAAUUCAAGCAGAGGAUGAGAGGAAAGAAAACAAACUGGUUUCGAAUUUAACCAACGUGAUUGAGGUCAAGAAUCUGCAGUUUCAAGAGGUGCAAAAGGAGCUCUAUAAAACCGACAAGUCUUUGAUGAGUGUGAUGAAGCAGAAGGAUGAAAUGCAUCAAACCUUUAAUGAAGAGUUGAGCAAGAUGCAACAGAUUGCCCGUCAUCAACUUGAAAAUAUUUUCAUUGAGCAUGAAAAGGUUAAGUUCCAGUUGGAAGCUCAGAAGAAAGAGUUGGGUCAGCGUGAGAAAGUAUUGGACAAACGGGAGGCACUAAAUGAAAAUGAGAGGAAGAAGCUCUAUCAUGAGAAGAAAAUGAAUGAGAGGGCCACCAUUGAACAGAAAAGAGCUGAUGAAAAUGUAUUGAAGUUGGCAGAAGUUCACAAGAGGAAUAAAGAGGAGCUUCAUAAAAGAAUUAUUGAACUGGAAAAGAAACUUGAUGCCAAGCAAGCACUAGAGUUGGAAAUAGAGCGUAUGAGAGGGGCUAUACAUGUGAUGAAACACAUGGGUGAAGAGGGAGAUUUAGAAAGCAAGAAAAAGGUGGAGACAAUUCAAGAAGAGCUGACAGAGAAGGAAGAAGAACUUGAAGCUCUGGAAGCAUUGAAUCAAACCCUCAUUGUUAAGCAACGAAAAAGCAAUGAUGAGGUGCAGGAAGCUCGGAAGGAGUUAAUAAAUAGUUUGAGGGAUUCAUCAAGUCGUGCUCAAAUUGGCAUUAAGAGAAUGGGUGAGCUCAACAGCAAACCAUUCGUCACUGCCACGCAGAAAAAAUAUUCUGAUGAAGAAGCUGAUGACAAAGCAGUGGAGCUUUGUUCACUGUGGGAGGAUUACUUAAGGGAUCCAAGCUGGCAUCCUUUCAAAAUCAUCACAGUUGCAGGAAAUGCUAAGGAAAUAAUAGAUGAAGAGGAUGAGAAAUUGAAAAAUCUAAAGAAUGAGUUUGGAAAUGAAGUCUUUGAGGCUGUGACGAGUUCCCUGGCUGAAAUGAAUGAGUACAACCCAAGUGGCAGGUACCCAGUACCAGAGCUAUGGAAUUACAAGGAAGGAAAAAAAGCAACACUGGGAGAGGGGGUAUCUUAUAUAUUGAGGCAGUGGAAAUUGUUUAGGAGGAGGAAAAGAUAAAGGUCCUUGUUUUUAAGUUUUACCAUUGAAGAAUAGGUGAACACAUUGGAAGUAGAAUGACGUAACGACGGUGUAUUCAAAUGGAUGUCUUGACAUUUUUUGUUGUUGGCAGUUUUCAGAUAAUCUCAACUUUUAAUACAGAAGGAUUUGCUGGACUCUUGCUUGAUUAUUGUAAAGUUGUAGGAUAUGGUCUGUAAUUAGGAUUGGUCUUAGGUUCGUUGUCAUGACAAUAUAGUUAAAAUAUUGUUCUUGGUCAUUCAGGGGCUUUUUUGCUCGAGCUUGUUUUGUAAUAAUGUUCUAGUAUUUUUAUUAAGAAAAUUUCUAUGAAGUUUUCUUAGUGGCUCACAUUAUAAAAGGUUUAUCACAGAUUGAAGAC